GGCCCCUGGCACGAGUGGUGAAUUUGGCUCGGGGUAUAAUAACUCAGGGCAACAUGGUGCGAUCCAGUCGCAGAACGUGGGAGGUAUGUACCAGUUCAGCUAUGAGGAGCUUGCCAACGCCACCAAUGGCUUCUCUCAGGUCAAUGUGUUGGGGCAAGGCGGUUACGGCCUCGUUCACAAGGGUGUUCUGCCUGAUGGGAGGAUUGUCGCUGUGAAGAGCCUCAAGAGCGGGAGCGGGCAAGGCGAGCGAGAAUUCCAGGCGGAGGUUGAGAUCAUCAGUCGCGUCCACCAUCGUCACCUUGUCUCUCUCGUCGGAUACUGUAUUGCUAAUGGCAACAAACUCCUUGUCUACGAGUUUGUUGCUAAUAAGACGCUCGACUUUCAUCUUCAUGAUAAAGGUGGAGCUGGGCUUGAUUGGGCAACAAGGCUUCGUCUUGCAGUUGGCAUGGCUAAGGGGCUUGCUUAUCUCCAUGAAGAUUGUAGCCCGCGGAUUAUCCAUCGUGAUAUCAAAGCUGCAAACAUUCUUAUUGACAACAACUUUGAAGCAAUGGUGGCUGAUUUCGGUUUGGCUAAACUCACUACCGAUAACAACACCCAUGUCUCUACCCGCGUGAUGGGAACAUUUGGAUACCUUGCGCCGGAAUAUGCUUCAAGCGGGAAGCUAUCAGAGAAAUCCGACGUCUUCUCAUUCGGAGUAAUGUUGUUGGAGAUUGUCACGGGCCGGAGACCCAUCGAUCUCACCAACAUGAUGGAAGACAGCCUCGUAGAUUGGGCUCGGCCUCUUCUCACCAAGGCGCUCGAAGAUGGCAACUUCGAAGAAGUGGUGGAUCCAGGGCUCGAGGGUAGAUACGACCAUGACGAGCUCUCUCGCAUGGCCGCAUGUGCUGCGGCCAGCAUACGCCAUUCCGCGCGAAAGCGCCCUAAGAUGAGCCAGAUCGUGCGGGCCCUUGAGGGAGACUCGUCCCUCGAUGACCUGAACGACGGUGUCAAGCCCGGCCAAAGCACCACGUUUAACCCUAAUGGGGGGUCGGAUGCGUACGACACACGCGCGUAUAAUGCGGACAUGAUGAAGUUCAAGAAGAUGGUAAUGGAUUCGGAGGAGUUCACUAGCAGCGAAUACGGCGGCGAUUCCUCUGAGAUGGAGCGCAAUUGAUUUUAUGUCUCCAAGCAUUUCCCCCUCGAAUCAGACAAACUAAAGAAGGGAAUCCCGUUGAGUUUCUGUGCUUUAUGUUCGUCCCAUGCUAAAGGGGCAAACUUAAUUCGGAUUAUGAACCAUAAAAGAAAAUGCCUACUAAACCGAUCACAAGAAUAACAGUUAUUGUACAUAAUAUCAGCCAUUUACUCCUCUUUCCUUCAAAUUUCAUCAAGUGGUCGUGCUUGAGACAUAAAUAGUCUCGGAUAAU
This is a messenger RNA of Salvia hispanica, 1403 nucleotides long. Its product is annotated as proline-rich receptor-like protein kinase PERK15. Lineage: Eukaryota; Viridiplantae; Streptophyta; Magnoliopsida; Lamiales; Lamiaceae. Gene Ontology annotation, biological process: protein phosphorylation. Gene Ontology annotation, molecular function: protein kinase activity; ATP binding. The record is from RefSeq and is a predicted model, not a curated record.